Leptinotarsa decemlineata (Colorado potato beetle) is the source of this 1271-nucleotide messenger RNA. RefSeq names its product serine/threonine-protein phosphatase alpha-2 isoform. Gene Ontology annotation, molecular function: protein serine/threonine phosphatase activity. The record is from RefSeq and is a predicted model, not a curated record. Gene Ontology annotation, cellular component: nucleus; cytoplasm. Lineage: Eukaryota; Metazoa; Arthropoda; Insecta; Coleoptera; Chrysomelidae.
GAUAGUCACAUCUUCUGUGAAACCAAACAUGCUCGACUUUUCUGGUCGUUUAGUAAAAAAAUCAUCGGGAAUUUGCCUCUUAUUUUUUCUAAGUGUUCCUACGAUUGUCAGCUGAUGAUUUUUCAGUAAAUUAUUGGCCACUUCAACGGAAGUGAACCAAUUAUCCAUUGUAACAUUUCUCCUAGAUUUUGACAGUGGUAAACAAAGCCUACUCGCUACAUCAGACGAACUGUUACUAACACAAAAAGGACCUGGAGGCUGUUUACCGCAAUAUACUUCCAUAUUUACGCGAGACUAAAAAACAAAAGAUGAUAAACUUGAGCGAAUCUGAUGUGAAAGCCUUAUGUUUCAAUGCUAUGCGCAUCUUCAUGAAUCAACCCAUGUUGUUAGAGUUGGAGGCACCGAUAAAGGUUUGUGGUGAUAUUCAUGGUCAAUUCACGGACUUACUUAAGCUUUUCAGUUUUGGCGGAUUUCCUCCCGAUUCAAAUUAUUUAUUUCUUGGGGAUUAUGUGGAUAGAGGAAAACAGUCGACUGAAGUUUUAUGUUUGUUACUUGCGUAUAAAAUAAAAUAUCCAGAAAACUUUUUCCUUCUACGGGGAAAUCAUGAAGCUAGUUCGAUUUGUAAAAUAUAUGGUUUCUAUGAAGAAUGUAAAAGAAGAUAUAGUAUAAAGAUAUUUAAAUUAUUCACUGAUGUAUUCAAUACACUUCCUGUUGCUGCGAUAAUUGACGAUAAAAUAUUUUGUUGUCAUGGUGGUUUGAGUCCGGAUCUAUUACAUAUAGGACAAAUUAGAAAUAUCGAAAGGCCGACUGACGUACCUGCGAAAGGACUGCUAUGUGAUCUUUUAUGGUCUGAUCCGAGUUCAACAAUGGGUUGGAGUGAAAACGAUAGAGGCGUUUCAUUCUCUUUUGGACCCGAUGUCGUAAAAAAGUUUUUAAGCAAACACGACUUUGAUUUACUUUGUCGAGGACAUCAGGUUGUAGAAGAUGGGUACGAGUUUUUUGCUCAGAGGCGAUGUAUAACAAUUUUUUCAGCCCCAAAUUACUGUGGUACAUUUGAUAACGCUGGAGCUCUUAUGUCUAUUGAUGAUAAUUUAUUAUGCUCAUUCCAAAUUCUGAGUCCGCUUAAAAAACGUGCAGCGAAAUGACAUGGAAUAAACAAGGACAAGUUAGGUGAUUUGAAAUAGUCUCAAUAAUGAGAAUUUUGUAAUCAUGUUUCUGAUAUUUUACCCCACUUUUAAGAUCACUAUUGAAAUAAAAAAAUAUUAGAACGA